CCGGCCGCGGCGACGGGGUUGAAACCCCCCGGGAUUUCCAUUGCGCAGUCGCGCUGACCGCUGUCCACUUCUCUUCGCGUUAGGAUCCGCGGAUUAGAUGCCCCCACCCUCCGCGCUUAGACCCGGAUCGCCUUCGUUCUACCUAAGUACUCACGAAUACUCCCGCAAAGUAAAGCGACGCGAGCGCGCCACAAUAAGGCAAUAGAGCGGAGCGAUAGCUUCCCUACUUCCGUCGCGUCGUGUCCGCAAGCAACCGGCAAAAUAAGGGGCUCCAGGGUGGCGAACGGCGAACCGAGUUCUCGGGCCGCGAGUGCCGCACGCUGUAAGUAUUCCUUCCUCCGCCCCUCGCGUUUGAGAAAAAAGAUGGGAGUCUAAAAAAAUCCGUGACCUCGUGUAUAGUCAGUCACGGCUCUAUAGUACGGGUGCAACAGUUGAAGUCAAGGCGAAGAAUGAAGCGUAGCCCGGUUUACGUUUCGCUAAAUCGAUACCGCGAUUAUGCUGGGGUUUGCGGCGCACGUAAAUACCGCACGAACCGGAGGAGGCGAGAGAGAGAGAGAAAGAGAGGGAACCAGAGGCGAAUUUCACCUUUUGUUCAGCCGUGGUCGCGCGAUCGGCCGGUGGUCAGCGUGUCGCGGUAAUUCAAGUAAACACUACCACCUCUUGUUUGAUUGGCCUCCUCUCCCUUUCUCUCGACGAAGUCGCCGCCGCCGAUUGUCGCUCUUUACUUGCUCGCGUAAGAGAGAAGGGUAGUGCGCGAUUUAUUAUUUAACUAAGAUAAUCGAUGGCUCAUGGAUAUGUGUGCCGGCUUACGUCCCCGCGGCUCACGAUAGUCGUCAUUUUCGCGAUGGUGUCGCGCCGCGAGGCAGGAAACGCUCGUCUGCCGCCGCGAAUCGGCGGCUCGUGAAAUCCCCUUAACGCACGUUGACUCGUCUCUGAGACGGAAGAGCGACAAAGAGUAACAGAAAGAGAGAGAGAGAGAAAAGUAAAAAAGACAGAGAAAGAGAGAGAGAGAGAGAAAAAAAGACCCAAGUAACGGCAGCAGCGGGAACUAUGCUGGCGAGAUUCAGGAACAGCUUCCGCUGCGGCAUGCCCAAGUGCCCGACUCUUCGUAUUCCAGGGAUGGAGAAGCCGGAGUCCUCGGCGGGGGGCGAAAGCGCUGGGGUCGAGCUGGAGGACAGGGACCCCAACAGCCUGAAUCAACAUCUUCAGGUGAUGUGGGACGACGUGAUCGGCGAACCGGAGGGCAUCCGCAGCCCCGAGUGCGCCUGGCGGCUCAGCGGCCAUUGCUUCCGGCUCUCCAGGGGAUGCUGCUACGUGCUCCUCUCCGUCCUCGUGGCGCCCCUGCUCGCCCUUUGUUUGGGUUUCACGUUCGCCUGUCUCGCGUUUCAGCAUAUAUGGUGCGUCGCGCCGUGUCUGCGCGUGUGGAAGAUCACUUGCGCAGCGAUGCGAAAUUUUCUGGCGGCGGUGACGCAAGCGAUCAUCCGGCCGGUGAUGGAGGCGAUUGGUUACCUUUGCCACAAUAUCCGCGUAUUCAAUCAGAAGCUACCGGAAGGUCCUUACCAGAAGGAGGACCUGCUGGUCGUGUAACAGUCGACCGCGGCGCGCUCGAAUUUGCGACGGCCGAUCGAUCGCGACCUCUUCGUCCGCGUUUUGUCUCUCUUUCUCUCUCCCUCUUUUCGGGACGCAACGAACUCACGUAUAUACGCACGCACGUGAUAUCACGGUGUCUAAGGUAGAGCCGCGAGUUCGUGAGAGAGAAUAUCGAUUGUAAUCGCAGAGUAAGGACGUUGCGCGUUCGCUUUGUCUCGCGUCUUUUCGAUGCGAUAUGCACGACAUUGCCCGUGUCGUUGAGUCAGAUUUAUUCGCGAUAGGAAACACCUCCGAGCUACGGACGAAGACGACCGCGAUACGUCGCAUCCGAACGCGAUUACGGAUAUUAGUAUUAAGAGGAAAAAUGUGCAUAUAGGUACUGUAUCUAUAUGAAGGGAACAUGCACGGGGAAAAAUAAUUUGCUGGCCCAACAAAUUUUCUGCUAGUCUAACAAAAUCUUUUCGUUAUUAUAUGGACAGCAAAAGGAUUUGCUCAUAUGAAUUACAUCAGAGUACUAAUCACUAUUUGUUGGAUAUAAUUUGCUGAAUCUACAAAAUUAUUUUGCUAUAAGAACCAUGAUGGAUUUAUAUAAGCAGUUGCAGUUUUGCAACUGCACUUUUGCAACCGAUAGCAGAUAAAUUUGCUAAAGAUACGUUAUUUUGCAUCAAUAGUAAAUUAACAUCAAUAGUGAUUUUGCAUCAAUAGUGAUUCUUAGGACAAAUACACUUAACAAAUUUUUUUUCUAUCCUGGCAACGAAACUACU
Messenger RNA from Odontomachus brunneus, 2354 nucleotides. RefSeq names its product caveolin-3-like. NCBI's taxonomy places the organism in Eukaryota, Metazoa, Arthropoda, Insecta, Hymenoptera, Formicidae. The record is from RefSeq and is a predicted model, not a curated record. Gene Ontology annotation, cellular component: caveola. The transcript has 4 exons. The coding region runs from base 1051 to 1587 and encodes 178 amino acids. Gene Ontology annotation, molecular function: molecular adaptor activity. Gene Ontology annotation, biological process: caveola assembly.